Messenger RNA from Exophiala dermatitidis NIH/UT8656, 951 nucleotides. RefSeq names its product 50S ribosomal protein L4. Gene Ontology annotation, molecular function: structural constituent of ribosome. Gene Ontology annotation, cellular component: ribosome. The coding region runs from base 1 to 951 and encodes 316 amino acids. The transcript has 2 exons. Gene Ontology annotation, biological process: translation. Lineage: Eukaryota; Fungi; Ascomycota; Eurotiomycetes; Chaetothyriales; Herpotrichiellaceae. The record is from RefSeq and is a predicted model, not a curated record.
AUGGCGCACAUAUCUGCGCCCCAGAGCCUGCUUGGGCUUGCAAAAAAUCUCGGAAGACUCAAUAUUGCUGAUCCAUUAACGCAAUGCCUAGCACCUCGACUCACACGACAUUUUGCCGCUCAGACCCAGAUCCCAGUGACUGAACUUGGAAAAGGGAUUGAAUCAGGUCUGGGCGCAACCCACGCCAAAGAUCAUGCAGCUCAGCCCUCCUCCUCAUAUGCAACUUACACCCUCGAUUCUCCUAUUCUGAAAACACUAUAUUCUUGGCCAGACCUUGAGCCAAAAAGAUACGCCUGGUAUGAGCAACAAUUUCUUGAUGCCCCUAUGCGACGGGACAUCCUACACCGCGCGGUGAUUUUCGAAGCCGAUGCUACGAGACAAGGCACGGCCAGCACAAAGUGGCGGGCUGACGUCCAUGGAAGCAACCGCAAAUUGUACGCACAAAAAGGCUUGGGCAGAGCCCGUGUUCGAGACAAGAAAUCGCCCAUUCGAAGAGGAGGAGGCGUGGCUUUUGGACCCAAGCCCAGAGAUUUCUCCACGGAAUUACAGCGCAAGGUUUACUACCAAGCCUUCAAAAUCGCCCUAAGCUACCGGCAUAGAAAGGGCGAGUUGACGGUGUUGGACAAUGGUAUUGCGCUGCCAUCAAACACAGGGGCCAGGUUUCUGAACAACGUUUUCGAGGCCAACAAUUGGGGAAAGGCUCACGGCAGAAGUCUCCUCGUGACCAGUACACCGGAGUCACAAUAUCCAGAACUAUUUGAUGAGAUGGAGCAGGUGGGCGAGCACGGGUCUCUCAAGGACAUCGACGACGUCGAUGUUAAGGAUCUCCUGGAGACCGGCAGGAUCGUGAUUGAGAGGACCGCGCUGGAAGCCUUGUUGGGAAAGCAUCUUACAUUCUUGUCCGGUCCUGAGCGCGAGGCCGAGAGGCGUCGCAUUGCACAAUAUUUAUAG